UUUUCUUGAUGACUUUCCUAUGUUGUACUGCAAUAUUGGUUACAUCUUCAGAGGAAUAUUAAUUUACAAUUAUUUUUUUAUGGUGUAUGAUUUGUGUUAUAUUAAAAAAAAUUCUACAAUUGUUCCUUUCGCUUUCAUGAAAAUUUCAAUUCUUAUAUAUUUUAAUUCUCUCAUAAAUGAAAGGAAGUAAAGAGACGGCGAUUAAAACGACAUGCUAUUAUUUAGUUAUCAAUAUGGCAACACUGACUUAAUAAUUUUUAGUAAACAAUAAUAAAAAUGUAGAUUUUAUAAAUCCAAUACUUUGAAUUGCGGUUGAAACGGGUGUUAGGUGGUUUUUGUUAAUAAUGGCAGAUCAAGCAACGCGUGGAAGACACUAAUUGUGUAAACUAGGAUUUAUUCGAUCAAGUUGUAAUGGCAGCAUCUUUAGCCGAUCGCUGUUGUCCAGAUUCAUUUGAUGAUGGCGAGAAAGAGCCUUACGGACAGGGGGCGGAGGCUUUGGCUGCCCAGCCAAUACCAGAUGCCUUGUACAACUGGGUCAACGUUACUGAAGAGUUUUUUGCAUCCGUGAAAGAUCUGCAGCUGGGGGAGCUGCUGCACGAUGAGCUGUUCGGCCUGUUCGAGGCGAUGUCGGCCAUCGAGAUGAUGGACCCGAAGAUGGACGCGGGAAUGCUGUGCAACCGUGGCAGCAAGGCCGCACUCAACUUUGACCAAGCAGUGCAGAGCGGGGCCCUGAAGCUGGACGACCUGACGCUCGCCGAGCAGAUCGGCAUCGUCGACUGCACCCUGGCGUGCCUGGUGUCGUGGCUGGAGGGCCACUCGCUGGCCCAGACGGUGUUCACCAACCUCUACCUGCACAAGCCGCACCAGAUCGGCGACCGCUGCGUCAAGGCGUUCAGCGUCAGCGUCUUCAAGAUAGUGGACAUCAUAAAGGACUUCGUCAACAGAGCCCUGGUGUAUGAGGAGGAAGACUUUCAGCCGCUGGUGUACGGAUACCGACUGAGUCCGGACGUGUCGGAGCCACGAGCCCUCGGCAUGUUGAAGGAAGUAGAAGAUGAAUUGCACAGGAAGAUUCGUAGCUCGAGCAAGCCGGUGACGGCCGGCGUUCCUUCGGAGCACGACGAAAUGUCGGCCCUGCACUCGCGCAUCAAGUUCACACGUCUCCUGUACCAAGUGCUGAGCUGCCUGGGCCGCCGGGAGCACCAGGCGCUGGGCGACUGCGUGCGCCUCCUCACCGGCUGCUCCGAGAUGUUGGCGUCCAUGCAGAGGACCGUGCAGUGCGGGGUCCAGCCCGACGCUAACUCUGAUCAUCCAAGCAUCAUGGGUUUUGAUCCACUGGUGAACCAGCGACUGCUACCUCCAACAUUUCCCAGAUACACAAAAAUAAAAUCGAGGGAGGAAGCACUAGACUACUUUGAUGAAUUAAUAAACAGACUUAAGAUUGUGUGUAAGAUAACCAAUCAAACAUCAUUUCACAGUGCUCUGGAUUUUUUCAUAGAAUUCAGUUGCCACAGCCCAUGCAUCUUAUCACGCUCCAUUCUGCAACUGCUGUAUCUUCCCGUCUUCAACAAGGUGUUUGGAACCCUUAGUUUCUCUGAUGUUCUCAGAGAGGCGGCCAAGAAUUUCAUCUUUCCACCUGCGUUGAUGCCAAAAUCUACUUUGCUUGCUAACACACAGGCGAAGGAGUACGUGGAUACGUUGCUGACACACUGUGUCCGCCCGUUCGGGAACCUCAUCCAGCUGUGCGGGCACAACAGGGCCAGGCAGAGGGACAAGUUGGCACACCUUCUGGAGGACUUUGCCACCCUCCAGGACGAGGCGGAACGAGUGGAUGCGUACCUCCACAACCUGUCGCUCAAGUCGGACACUCCACGUCCGCACCUGGCGUGUUUCGGCACGUGGAUCCUCUACCACACGCUCAGGAUAAUGAUCAUGUACCUGCUGUCUGGCUUUGAGCUCGAGCUGUACAGCACCCACGAGUAUCACUACAUCUUCUGGUACCUGUAUGAGUUCCUGUAUGGCUGGCUGGUUUCAGCGUUGUCGAGAGCUGACAGUUUUCUUUUGGAACAAGAGGCUAUAGCAGAAAAUCAAAAAGGGCGUGGCUCCAAGAAGAGCAAGUCAAAGAAAAAGAAGAUAAGGCCGUAUGGGCGAGAAAUCACAGUCUACCAGGCACUGCAGAACAUGUGUGGUGGUUUCUACAAGGCCAUGGUGGGGUUCCGCCUGGACGGGAAGAUCAAGCUGCCGCACCCGGAGUUCGACAACGAGCAGGUCCGCUACGAGCACAGGUUUGCGCCUUUCGCCAGCCUGCUGACGCCGCCCCCGGUGCAGUACGCCGAGUUCUGCGACAUGACCUCGCUGCUCCGCUACGACCAGGCCCCCAGCAGCAACAACCUGUACAUGGCCGGCUGCCAGAACUUCCACAAGGCGCGGACCCUCCUCGAGAGCAUCACCAGCCCUGAUCAGCAGGUCACUGAUUUGCUGAAAGUCACAAAGACCAACUUUGUUGUCCUGAAGCUGCUGGCUGGUGGUCACAAGAAAGAUUCAUCCCUACCACCCGUUUUUGAUUUUUCUGGUCAUCGCCACUUUCCUAUCAUAAAACUACUGUAACAUCUACAAAACGUAAAGAAAUAAUAAAUACUAUCAACUUUGCAAAAUAUUGAAA
Molecule: messenger RNA, 2659 nt
Organism: Bacillus rossius redtenbacheri
Lineage: Eukaryota; Metazoa; Arthropoda; Insecta; Phasmatodea; Bacillidae
Gene: Naa35
Product: N-alpha-acetyltransferase 35, NatC auxiliary subunit
Exons: 13
Coding region: 412-2604 (730 amino acids)
Biological process (GO): N-terminal peptidyl-methionine acetylation
Cellular component (GO): NatC complex
Source: RefSeq, a predicted model, not a curated record